AUGCAAGAUACAAGAUGGCCAGCCAAGACGGCCAAGAUGUCCAAGACGGCCAAGAUGUCCAAGACGGCCAAGACGGCCAAGAUGGCCAAGACGACCAAUAAUGUACUCGCGACCGCACACCAGGGUAUUAACCCCGCCAUCGAAUCGAGCAUGGCGUUAGCCGUUGUGAGGAGGAGGGGGUGGUCGGCCAUGGCAUUGUUCCGGGCGAAAGGCAGUCAGGCUGAGAUGAGAGAAUUCAGUCGACCCGAAGCAAGCGACGCAACAGCGGCAAGCCUCCCGUUGGCAAACGAAAUGUCCCGCCACCAUGUCCUCAUCCUCGGCGGCCACGGCAAAAUCGCCCAGCUGCUCACCCCGCUUCUCCUACAGCGCUCCUGGACCGUCACGAGCCUCAUCCGGACCGAGAGUCAGAAGGCCACGGUCGAGAAGCUUGGCUGCGACUUUCCCGGCAAGCUCAACGUCCUCGUACGCAGCAUCGCCGACGUCGACAGCCAGGACGGCGCUCGGUGCAUCCUCGACGAGGUCCAGCCUGACUAUGUCGUCUGGAGCGCCGGUGCCGGUGGCAAGGGUGGCAAGGAAAUGACGUUCAGGGUCGACCGCGACGCCGCGAUUCACUUCAUCCACGCCGCCGCCUCGAUGCCGUCCAUCAGUCGCUUCCUCCUCGUCUCCUACACGGGCUCCCGCCGCUCGGGCGCCUCCUGGUGGCGCGCGGGCGAAUGGGACGAGUACAACCAGAAAGUCAACCAAGGCGUCCUCGCCGACUAUUACCGGGCCAAGAUUGUCGCCGACGAGGUGCUGUACACGACGACGAGCAGGAAAGACUCUUCGCUCGUCGGCCUCUGCCUGCGGCCAGGCACCCUCAGCGACGGGCCUGCGGGGGGCAUCGAGUUUGGCAAGACGAAGCAUGUCAUGGGCCAAGUGAGCAGGAUAUCGGUCGCGCGGACGGCGGCGGCGCUGCUUGCCGCCGACGGCGUAAGGACCUCUUGGCUCGAUCUGCUCGACGGUGACGAGGACGUCGACGCAGCCGUCGGGCGCGCCGUUCGUGACGGUCUCGACGCAGCCGAGGGAGAGAAGGUGCAUGCACCGUAA
Molecule: messenger RNA, 1086 nt
Organism: Drechmeria coniospora
Lineage: Eukaryota; Fungi; Ascomycota; Sordariomycetes; Hypocreales; Ophiocordycipitaceae
Exons: 5
Coding region: 1-1086 (361 amino acids)
Source: RefSeq, a predicted model, not a curated record